This is a messenger RNA of Exophiala aquamarina CBS 119918, 738 nucleotides long. RefSeq lists its product as uncharacterized. The coding region runs from base 1 to 738 and encodes 245 amino acids. The transcript has 2 exons. The record is from RefSeq and is a predicted model, not a curated record. NCBI's taxonomy places the organism in Eukaryota, Fungi, Ascomycota, Eurotiomycetes, Chaetothyriales, Herpotrichiellaceae.
AUGAGUGAACAAUACCAUACUGGCCAGCCAACCUAUCCUAUGUACGUCGUUGAUCCAGAGACACGCACAAUGGCUCUUCCCGGCCGGCCCUCUAGACCAAACAAGCUCGAGAAGUUAUAUCGGACCGCUUGUUGUGGUUCAGCAGCUGGUAUCUUGCUCUGGAUUCUUGCCCUUUUAAUGGUAGUCUUUGUGCCUGUCGGGGUUAUUCUGGCGCGAAACAACAGCCAAAGCCCAUCAACACAGCAGACUUUGCCUACCAGUCCCUCGGUAGUAACAAUGUCGGUCACCUUGUCUGCCGCUAACGUCAGCCCUAUCUCUACGGUGACAGAGACUACAACAGAAGUUACGACAGAGACUACGACCAGCAUCUCUACCCUGACAUCAGUCAUCACCACGGUAUCUGUUUCACUUCUUACCUACAGCCCGCCCUCUACCGCUACGGUUGUGGUUACAUCGGCAGUAACCACCACCAAUACGGCCACAUCGGUGUCGACAGUGACUGGCAGCACAACCAUCAGCACCACAAUCAGCUCGACGCUGACAUCAACACUGACAUCAAUGGUCACUUCCAACGUCUCAACUAAAGAGAGUAAGUACCUUCGCAUCCCUUCCUCGUCCCGCAUGAAAGUUUGUUCCUUUUUUCAAUUUUGGUCUUCACUUGCUCUGCACGUCGUCAACAUGCAUAAUUUACGGUUCAAUCACCAUCGGAAGUGGGAUCCAGCUCGUGAUCCGAUAUGA